AGUCGUUGUGUAAGGUUCUUUCGUAAUCUGCUCCUCUUACCAGCUGUUCCGUUCGUUACAGAAAGGCGUUCUCGAGGUGUCGAAGGACCUGAGAAACAGAAUGGAAAAGUGCGUUGACGUCGCUAUGGAAGACGGCCGCUUCUCCGUAUUAACCUUCGAACAAGUAAGUCGCCUAGAUGAAGUCCUGCAAGAAGUUUUACCCAUACACGGACGUGGAAAUUUUCCUACCAUCGAAGUUCGUCUUCGUGAUCUCGUCGCCGUAGUCAAAGCGAAACUCGCGGCAGAUUCAGUGAAGGUCCGUGACAUUCGUCUGAACGGUGGAGCCGCCUCGCACAUCCUUGCCACAGACAGCGAUCAGCCGUACAACGAUCUUGAUCUCAUAUUCGCUGUAGAGCUGAGCUCGCAGAGGAGUUAUGAUCGUGUCAAGAACGCUGUGCUCGAUGCCUUGCUCGAGUUUCUGCCUCUGGGCGUCAACAAGAAACGUCUGUCUUCGUGCUCACUCAAGGAAGGCUACGUCAACAAGAUGGUCAAAGUAAGCAACGAUGUAGAUCGUUGGUCACUCAUUUCGCUCUCGAACAACGGUGGUAGGAAUAUUGAACUCAAGUUCGUCGAUACCAUGAAGAGGCAGUUCGAGUUUUCUGUCGACUCAUUCCAAAUCAUAUUGGAUUCCAUUUUAUUUUUCUACGAUUGCGCUGAACUGCCUAUUAGUGAGACCCUGUAUCCCACAGUGCUGGGGGAAAGCGUGUACGGUAACUUCAGUGAAGCCUUUUAUCAUCUGCAGAACAGAAUGAUUGCCACUAAACUGCCCGAGCAAAUACGUGGCGGUGGCUUACUGAAAUACUGCAAUCUGCUCGUCAAAGACUACACUCCAGCCAGCCCUCAGGAGAUCAAAACUCUGGAGCGGUACAUGUGCUCGCGUUUCUUCAUCGAUUUCCCUGACGUGACCCAGCAGCAGAAUAAGCUUGAGUCCUACCUGCUGAAUCACCUGGUUGGCGCUGAUGAGGGCCUGAGGUACGAGUACCUCCGACGGCUUCACAGAGUCGUGGAUGAGUCCACAGUCUGUCUCAUGGGUCACGAACGCCGUCAGACUCUCAACUUGAUAGACGAGCUCGCGUGUCAGGUUUUCUACACUGACCAGCAACUCAUGUACACAAAACAGCACCAGAGCUGCAACAGCAGUAGCACCAGCAGUAACAGCAGCACUUGUGGCAGCAUUGAUGGCACCAGCAACAUAAAUGGUGGCAGCAACAGCAGUGGCAGCAGCAGUCUAUCCAACAGUAGCUAUGACUUGCACAUCGCGCCGCCACCUCCCGUCAUUUUCAGCAACGGGUAUUACUACGCACCAAUAGUGCCCGCACCACCUCAGUCAUACACCUGCACAUGCGGUUGGUUGCAGUGCUCGUAGUGGCCAUUUUUGAUGCUGUUCUUACUAGCGCAGAUGUUUUUCGUCGUCGUGCUCUUAGUUAGUGCUAAGCCUUAUUAUCUGAACUGCUCCCGGGACCUCCCGCCUCGCAUCAAUUUCUCAUGGCCUGCUUACUCAGCUGUUCAAAACCUGUUGAUGAUCAGCUCGAGGAUGUCGAAGACUUUUCAAUAGCCAAUUUUUCCGGCCAUUUCUCAUUCAACUAUGAUUAGUUCUAAGGAAUCAAUCUCAGCGCCAUAGUCUCACAUAAUCGAGACGAAUAUCUAAAAUUCGCGUAUGAUCAGAAUCUUCACUUUAAUUGUGUACUGUGGGUUCGUGAGUUGCAAAAACUCGACGAGUGUCCAUGCCAGAUUUUAGGCGAAACAUUUUCAUCGUCCCGCACGUUAAUUAGCAACAGUUUUGACUGUUCGAGCCCUUCAGUGCGCACAGUAUUUUACGAACGAGACAAGUUCUCAUGAAAUUGCAAAUAAGUCUACGGUUCAUUAUGAAAAAGAAAAAUCCUUCCGCUGUACUAUUCAAAUCCUGAAUGAGCAGUCGUCUAAUCUUCCAUUGUGAUAUAUAAGUGAAUUGCAUAUAUAUAGUGUUUGUGAGUGCGCUGCGCCAUAUGCCGUCGAGUGAAUACUAUAAGUUUUAUAUGCUAAUAGUGUAAUAUAAUCUCUAUUUACGAAUAUUGUGACUAACGUCAACUCGUGUAUUGUUGACGGAACACGAAUAUUUCUGAUUGUUGUGGGAAUCUAUACGAUUAAUCGCCAGCAGCGUUUUGGAAACUUUACAUAAGGCGUCUGCCAGCAUUGAAGAUCUUUUAUUUUUGUAUCGGAAAAAUGAUGAAAUGUUUUUUUUUUGCGUAAAGCAAUGGAAACCAAAGGAACUCGUGCGUAAAAAAAUCAGUGGUU
Messenger RNA from Hyalella azteca, 2313 nucleotides. Its product is annotated as terminal nucleotidyltransferase 5C-like. The record is from RefSeq and is a predicted model, not a curated record. The transcript has a single exon. Lineage: Eukaryota; Metazoa; Arthropoda; Malacostraca; Amphipoda; Hyalellidae. Bases 101 to 1405 code for a protein of 434 amino acids. Gene Ontology annotation, biological process: mRNA stabilization. Gene Ontology annotation, molecular function: RNA binding; poly(A) RNA polymerase activity.